GGAUAUUUACAUGAAAAAGGAAAUAAACGAGUUAAUUUUGUUAAUGCUCGUCAUUUAUUCGAAGUUAAAAUGAAAAUGAUUGUUGAUAAAAACCAAGAAUUAAAUAAUGUAUUAAUUGUUCGUGUAUCAGGUGAUAAUAAAAUAAAAGAAUUAUCUGGUAUUGUUUCGGGUGAUCAUUUAUGGUUAGAUAGUGUUAAUCAAUGUCGUUUUAUUGCUCAUGUACCACUUGAUGAUGAAAAUACUCGUGUUUUAGUUCAACCAAUAAAAGGAUCAUUUAACGAUUAUCUUCGUGAUAAAACAUUACAAUUAAAUAAUCGUAUAUCAGCUGUUUUUAAUACAACAUCUCCAACAGGAAAUAUUGAAGAUGAACGUUGGUGUGCGUUACUUUUAUAA
Molecule: messenger RNA, 393 nt
Organism: Rotaria sp. Silwood2
Lineage: Eukaryota; Metazoa; Rotifera; Eurotatoria; Philodinida; Philodinidae
Source: the annotation of a GenBank genome assembly